GUCGAUUGGGUCGUCCGCGGUUACACCGACCCUGUGGUUGUCCCUGUGGUUGUCCCCGACGAUGCCGCCACGGUGUCGAUGGAUAGCCUGCCCCUCAGGCUCGUACACAGCGGCCUCAAGCAUAUCAAAUACAUGAUCGACAUCAUUGAGAAUUGGAGUAUGCCCGACGGCGUCAGCCUGGAAACCGUCGCCGAGGCACACAAGAACGGCGUCACCGACGAUAGCUCCACGACCCUGCCCGCGGGUAUCGCGCCAGCACAGCCUUCGCCGAAAGGCGCUAUCAUGCAGAUCUUCAUCCACAAGGAGACUGUGUUGAAACAUUUUGUAUUCCCGAUUCCAGUGUCCGCCAAGAUCGCUGCUUCCAUCGCCGUGGGCAGGGCGCGGAGUAUCGCGCACAGGCCGAACACUUUCGGCGCUCGGGAGGCUUUCCAGCAGCUGCUGGAACGAGUCGGUGGGUGGAAGCUGUUGUUCGUGGACGUGACGCCGAAACCAGAGGGGGGCCUUUUGGAUCCCCACCAGAACGGCAUGCAGCAGUGGAACCUGACGCCAGACCAGUUGCAGGCGGGGGUUGACUGGGUGAACAGGUGGGCACCUGCAGGCGUCAGCAUGAACCAGCAAUGGACGUUCUUCCCCUUGACGGUCUACGACCUCAAACCAGUGUUCGUGGACAAGAUACUUCCGCUGAUCCUGACGCCGCUCGCCACAAGCGGCUGCAUGGUCAUUGGAAAAGCAGGCGCUGGGAAGACGCAGUUCGCCAGGAUUGUUGCCGCGAUGAUGGGGCGUUGGCGCUCCAUGUCGGACGGCGGCGACGGCGCCACCGCAGGCUGGCGGCGAGGCACGCUGAUGGAUGUCUUCCGAGAUACGCCGGGCAGCAUCGAGGUCGGUUGUCUCCUUGACGAUCCGACCCCGUCCAUCACCGACAUCGACCCUGAGACACUCAAGAGUUUUCUGGGCGUCGGAGAGGAUUGCCUGUGCAGCGCCCGCUACAGUCCCGCCAAGUUCUGCAGAAGCCGGUUCCGCUGCGUCAUGUGCAACGACUGGGACGAGGAGUCGGAGCCAGCCAAAGGGUUCGGGCCCAUCUCGGAGGAAACCUCUCUGGCCAUGUUGAAACCGGCGCUGGCGGGCGUGCCCGACAGGCACCUUUGGGCCAUCAUGAAGCGAGGGGUCGUGAUAGUCGCCGGCCACAACAGCGUGUACGUUCGCUUGCCCAGCGAGCGCAAGGGCCAGGACAUCUAUGCCUUCGAUGCGGACGACGUCGGAGAUGAUUGGCUUCAGGAAACAAACAAGCCAUGGUUGAACGAGUACAGGAAGGGCAAGAAGGUGGCGCCCGAGGGCCACGCCGAAGCCGUGCGCAAGGAGCAUGACUAUAUCGUCUCUCUGGUCGACACCGCGCCCACUCAGGGAACGAAGCGCAGGUGGGCCGAUGAUUGGGGCUCCGCGCAGCCUCCUCGCCGCAGGCGUUGGACUAAGUCGACCGAUGGGAUGGCGUCGCAGGGCGGCGCGACUCCGAACGACGCGCCCGCGGCACCUAUCGGCGAGCCUGCGGGUGCGCACGUCGACCCCAUCACGGGCGCUGGGCCGAGCCGCCCGCCUGUGAGCGCCUGCGCCGAUGAUGGUGCUGCGGAUGUCAUGCCUCCCGUCGAGGUAGCGCCCGAAGACAUGUAG
Molecule: messenger RNA, 1665 nt
Organism: Prorocentrum cordatum
Lineage: Eukaryota; Dinophyceae; Prorocentrales; Prorocentraceae
Source: the annotation of a GenBank genome assembly